Messenger RNA from Lachancea lanzarotensis, 1113 nucleotides. It is a transcript of the gene CDC123, whose product is annotated as LALA0S05e08152g1_1. Bases 1 to 1113 code for a protein of 370 amino acids. Gene Ontology annotation, cellular component: cytoplasm. The transcript has a single exon. The record is from RefSeq and is a predicted model, not a curated record. NCBI's taxonomy places the organism in Eukaryota, Fungi, Ascomycota, Saccharomycetes, Saccharomycetales, Saccharomycetaceae.
AUGGCAGGUUAUGCGGAACUUAGCGAACUUCCUGUGAGCGUACAACAGGUGAAAAACUGUGCGCUUUCGAGAUGGUACCAUGAUUUCCAAGGGCACACACCGAAGGCUGAGAUCAUCAAACCGCUCCCAGAGGGGUUCAUUCGUUACCUAGAGGAAGACGGCAUCAGAUUGCCCAACGAUAGCAACUUCACCAAGUCCUCGUACUACCAGGAUAUUGAGGAAAAUGACGAAAACGAAUAUAGUGAUUGGGAAGAAGAAGAACAACAACAAGAGGAUGAGGCAGCACAAAGUGCCGGGGCGGUGGAUGUAACGCAUGUGACAUCGGCGUUUUUAGAAUUGCACGAAAAGUUGAAAAAAACGUUUCGAGAGAUGGGUCCUCUGACUCCAAAACUGACGUGGUCGAGCCCCAAGGAUGCAACUUGGAUCCUCACCAACAACAGCUUGAAAUGUCACGAAAUGAACGACGUUUAUCUGCUGCUCAAGGCUUCGAACCAUAUAACGCAUGAUCUAGACAGAGCAUUUGAUGUUUGUUUCGACCGCGAUUCGCUAGUGGAAGAAAGCGCUGAGACGUUUGGUCACGAACUCAUCUUGCGGAAAUGGUUCGAUAUAAAUCCGGCUCUGGAAUUUCGAGUCUUUGUCAAGAACUCAAAAGUCAUCGGUGUUUCCCAAAGAGAUUUGAACUUUUACGACUAUCUGCUGCCGUUAACAGACACUUUCAAAGAUCUCAUCGACGAGUUUGUGGGCGAACAGGCCAACAUCAAAUUCCCAGAUUCUUCAUAUGUGUGCGACGUUUACAUUCCCCGACCCUUCAAGAAAGUAUGGCUCAUCGAUUUCAAUCCUUUUUGCAGAAAGACUGAUUCACUCAUGUUUUCCUGGAAUGAACUCAUCACCCAGAGCAGUACCGCCUCAGAUGAAGAUUACGAACUACGCUUGGUCACAGAAAAUAACGUUGCGCGCUUUGCUGGCAAAGAGCAUUCCGAGAAUCAGGUACCUCAAGACGUUGCAGAUGCCGCUAUAAAUCCAGAUGCGAUUAAAGAGCUGGCAUCUAAGUGGUCCGAACUUCUGAAAAUGCAGCAAGCUGAAGAUUCAAGUGAUGACGAGAGUAAUAUUUGA